Messenger RNA from Pieris napi, 3914 nucleotides. RefSeq lists its product as uncharacterized. The coding region runs from base 20 to 1561 and encodes 513 amino acids. Gene Ontology annotation, biological process: regulation of cytokinesis; positive regulation of cilium assembly; positive regulation of protein localization to cilium. Gene Ontology annotation, cellular component: recycling endosome; centrosome; ciliary basal body. The transcript is spliced from 7 exons. NCBI's taxonomy places the organism in Eukaryota, Metazoa, Arthropoda, Insecta, Lepidoptera, Pieridae. The record is from RefSeq and is a predicted model, not a curated record.
AAUUGUCAUUUUAGUUAUAAUGGCGGAAGACGAUGAUGGUGUUUCGGAUAAAAAAACAUCUCAAAAUUCAAAUAAUGCAGGCUAUCCUGAAGAGAAUCAGCAACAUUCAACAAAGCCUGAUCUAGGUAUAGAAGAAGCUAAGUAUGACAGCAAAGAAAAUGGUCAUACUUCACCAACAGAGCCUACUAGCUCGACGUCAAAGUCAACGGGAACAAUGCGUAAAGAUGAUAAUCCUUUUUCAUUUCGACAUUUCCUGAAGCGCGACUUAUCCUUACCAGGGAAUUCUACGUACGAGAACACCGGUGCUAGGCCAAAGGUUUACGCGAAUACAGUGCAGCAUUCUCCUACGAGAAUAGAUAAAUUGGAUAUUCACAAUGAAUCGAGGCGGGAGAAAAAUCGUUUCAACGAUAUCAAAGCCAAAGAAAAUAAAACUGACAGUGUUUUACAUCGCAAUAGUGACGAUGCUUCAUCAAGUAGUUCAGUAGAAAUUCCUUUUAGUGUAGUCGAAGAAUCUGAAUCUAAGCAUAACUUCUAUGCAGAUCAUACGGAUGUUCCAUUUUUCCACCGGCCUAACCUGGCAUCAGAGCCUCUAGGCAUGCCUUCUCUUCCUGACUUUGUUCAAGACCAUAUUUUGGUGGAACAGGCUUAUUUAAAUUCAAACGGUCCUAUAUCAGUAGAUCUCGAUAAUUUACCAGACUUUACAUACACUAAUUCUAAUUAUAGUGCUGGUUCCUCAUCUUCUCUAGGUAGAAGAAAUAAGAAUAGUUAUGGUAACAGAAAUUACGAUUAUGACUCUUAUUUGGGUGCUCCGUCAACCUCUGCUGAUCCAGCAAUACGGAAUGUUCCAUUGGAUCUCCCUGGAGGGGCUGAGGCAGCUCCUCCAUUAGACCUAGUGCACCUUAACUUGGAUUUAACGGAGUCAGUUAACCCAGCAGACAGAAGAAAUGUCUCACCAAGAAACAACUUUCCUCUUGAUCUCCCUCCUAAUGCUGGAGCUGAGUCAAUGCGGUUGCCAGAUUUCCUACCAAUACACCCUGGCAGAACAUCACCUGAACCUCAACCACAGAACGACCAGUUGCAGCAUAUUGUCGAGUUAGAAAGGACUAGAUCCGAGCUAUUUAUGGAACGGAACAGACGUCUACGAGCUGAAGAAGAGUUGAACUCUGGGAGAGAAGCACUUAGACUAUUAAGGUCCGAGUUGAGCAGUGCCAGGGCUUCUGAAGCGGCUUUAAGAUUACAGCUGAGCGAAGCUAGACAUGCCGAUAGAGAAUAUAUUGGCCAAAUUGAGGCUGCUACACAUCGAGUUGAUCAUAAUUUGAUGGAUACUGCUAGUCGAGCCACUGAAGGAGAAUCAAUGAUUACCAAAUUGAAGAAUGAAAUCAAAAGACUAAAGGAGGAAUUAUCUUCGUCCCAAGAAGAGGUCCGUUCCCUCCGCAAUGUUCAAAGCAACGCGGCCGUCGACCUGAGGCAUGCUACCACCGUCGCUGAGACAUCACUACGGGAAUUAUUAUCUGGAUUGGAGCGACUUCGUUCGCUCAGUUCCACUUUGGACCCGACUUGAUAUUGAAAUACUGAGUUAUGAAAUAAGUAGACUAUGUCAGCUUUGAGCAGAUUCGAUGUUUUUACUGAUAAUUGUAUAACCUGAACUUAAUUGCAGUUCUUUUGAAUUCUGAGACUAACAUUUCGUGAUGAAAGACAAUGCGGUCUCUUUCCUUGGAAAAAAAAUUGUGUAUUAUAUAUGAAAAUCUAAUAUUAUUAUGAACUCCUUUGUCCCAUAUCUCCAUGGGGAAUGGAACCAUAAGAUAACCGACCAGGAAAGUGUUAUCAUUUCAACCUGCAUAUAUUGAUGUUGGGUUUGGAUAAUACUUGAGUAUAAUCUAUUAUAGGAUCCAAAGUAUCUAAAUUUUGUAUAUCUUUGUAUGUUUGUCCACAAAUUUCUCGGAAACUAAGUCAAUACGAGACGGUCCGUUUUGAUUUGUUUAUUCCAACUUAAGGAUCAGUCCAAUUGUAUAUCGAAUUCGCUUCAGUCGUUUUUGAGAUAUAUACAUUUACAUGUAUAACAGGUACAUAGGUAAUGUUGACUAUUCCAAGUUGGUUAAUAUUUAACUAAUAAAAUGACGCCGUUACAUCAGCAGGUGAACAUUUACGGUCUAUUUUUGGUCGUAAAAAUAUCGAAUCUGUAAAAAUAAAUAGUUUUAUCGUUAUGGCUGCUUAUAUGAUUUUAACAUAUAUUUGCUAGUAAAAGUUAUUAGUAUUUUCGCAUAAUAAUUAUGUUUAGUAAAUUUAUAUUUAUGUCUAAACUGCUGAACCGUUGAUUUAUCAGGUGAAAUAUCUCUAAAUGAAACAAGAAAUAUGUUAAAUUGUUUUUUUAGGCUUUUAUCGUUUUAAAUGUAAAAUUUCUGAACAAUGGUUCAAUAGAAAUUGCACUUUAACCGAAAAUAAAUUUUUUAUUUUAUUAAAAAUCACUCGGUUUCAUUAGACAUGUACAUUAUAUGUGUAUUUUAUAGUUCUAUAUUAAUCCGAUUAUGUUAAGUUUAAAUAAAAUAAAACUAUGUUUUGACUGUUUCUAUGUUAUCUAUAAUGAUUUUUGGUAUAGAUUAGAAAAUAUAGAGCAAUUGCUUAACCAAUACUCAAAUUUAAUUAAAUUCUCAAAAGUUGUCAAACAAUCUUUUCAAUGACAUUUGACUUAAUCGAUAUAUUGAUUUGAGAUAUACGAGACUGGCUAUGCACCAAUGGAUUUUUUAAGUAAUAAUACUUAGUCAUGCAAAACGUGAGGAAAUAUGACAGGCACAGGCUGGUCUACUUGCCUUUAAAAAUGGACAGCAAAUGUAUAAAGUAUAGGAUAUAUAUGAAAAUAAUUUAUUAAAGUGCAAUUUCUUUAAAACCUUUUCAUUUUUCGGUGUAAGCGUAUCGGCUUAAUGUAAAGACGAAAUUGGAAUAAAAUGUUAAUCAAAAUAAUACUCAAAUUGUAUUAUUAUGGACUGUAUAUAAAUAACUUCGAUAAUGUAUUUUUUAAACAGUUGUUUAGUAACUAUCAUUCAGAAUUCAGAGAAAAUCAAAUUAUUAUAUUUAUUGUUUAUCAGAAUUAAGUACUUUAUCAUUUUAGUUCACGGUUGAACUGUAUUCUGUAGAUUUAUUUUCAAUUAAACGAAUAACAAAACAACGCUCUUCAAUGAAUUUUAGUCUCUUUCCAAAGGUCUUUUGCCGUAACGAUAUUAAUUUGAUUUGGUAUAUAUUUCGCGGCAUGCUUGUGUAUAUACGAAAAAAAACGUUUAGUUAGAAUUCAUUUUUGAAUACAUAAUUUAUUUCAAACAUAGUUAAAAUAUAAAUUGUGUGGAAAAUUGUUUGAUCAAUAAAUGAUAUCGUAUUUACGUAUACGAAAACUUCAAACUAUAAGUUCCUUCUAAAUAUACAAACGUAUACAAUUGUAUGAUAAUGACGUAAGCCUACGCUUGGUCACGUGAUCAUGGUGAUCGCCUGUCGCGAAGUAUGUUUGUCUAAGUGUAAGAUUCAAAGUCGAGAAUUAGUGAUAAGUACAACUCGCAUAUGUCAAAUCCAAUACGUUUAUGAUAUAAAGUCAUACUUAGCACGAAUCCUUCUCUGAAUCUUACCCUAAGACAAAAAAAACAUCACAUGAGAAAUUAAAUCGAGUUUAUGGUUUCAAUUUAUGUGCUGGUUACAUUAUUAGUAUUCGUUUCUGAUUGAAACCACGGUUUAUUUAGUUACCGAUGUCAACUUUUAUUUAUUUACAUUAUUGUAAAUGUGUUAGAAUAAAUCUAUGGGAGACUAGUACUUAGUACUUAGGUAAGUUGUCUAACACUUACUUUUCAUGUGUAUUCGGUAUAAAUAAUUCGCAAACUGAUUUUAGUAUCGCAGUCGGCGUUAGGGGUUCAAGUAUUACGUAACAAAUUUUG